AUGGGGGAGGGGAGGCGUGUUACACGUGUCGAAGGCUGGUUGGUUGGUGAUACAACACCGGGGGGGCAUGCUGAGUGCUUUGUCUAUAUAAGGCAAAGUUUGGUACCAUUUUCAUUACGAGGAAGAGUGUUCUUUGAGUGUGUUGCUAGUGUAAUGGAGGGUACUGCAAACUUGGUAGUGUAUCACAACGGUGAGAUUAUACAGAAUACUCAUGAGGGAGUGAGGUUUGUAUGUCAAAAUCCAUUUUCGUUUGUGAUUCCAUGCACCAUGACAUUCAUCGAGCUUCAAAACGGUCUCUAUCAAAGCAUGGAGAAUAGUAUACUGAGGAGAUUUGAUAUCAUGCCGAUCAUUGACGAAGAGAGUAUGCAAAAUAUGUUUCAAAUUCACCGCCAGACUCAAAUGCAACAGUCACAGAUUAAGCUGUAUGUUGAGUUUGAAAACGUAGAGACAGCAGAGAUUCAAAAUAAUUUAGAUAUAGAGGAUGAUAGAGCCGCAGUGUACGAAGGAAUAAACAGUGAUAGCGAAGAGGACUUCGAAGCCACUUAUGAAGCUGGCGAUGAAGACGAGGAUGGUGAUGUGAGAGUCAAGGCAGUAGCGGAGAAUGUAGUGGUUCACCCCGCAGUUAGUCAAUCGAUGAACGUCCCACCUUUUAUGCGUAAUUUGGAUCUUGACGCCAUGAAUGCACCGAAAUUCUUAGAAUAUGCAAAUAUAGGUGUUGUUGAUCCUGAGGAUGGAGAGUUUAGGAUCGGAAUGGAGUAUAGUUCUAGAAAUUUUGUCGUCGUAGCAAUCAGAAGUUACACUAUCUCUAGAGGAGUCGACUACAAUGUUUAUGAGUCUGAACCACUGACGUUCUAUGCAAAAUGCAAGAAGUUUGGGCGUGGAUGCGAUUGGCUUAUUCGAGCCAGCUUGAUACGGAAAAAAGGUUGUUAG
Messenger RNA from Arachis duranensis, 930 nucleotides. RefSeq lists its product as uncharacterized. The record is from RefSeq and is a predicted model, not a curated record. Bases 1 to 930 code for a protein of 309 amino acids. The transcript is spliced from 3 exons. NCBI's taxonomy places the organism in Eukaryota, Viridiplantae, Streptophyta, Magnoliopsida, Fabales, Fabaceae.